AUGCCACGCCACAGCACUCCAAGCAACCACCAACUGCAACGCACCCGACUAUUGACAGCACACAGCAGCAAACCAACCAACCAAGCAACUCCUGCUACGCAACGCCCUCCUGCCGAUACGCCACAGCAAACCAACCACGCACCGGCUGUAACGCCACAUGUGACACCACAACGCAGACAUGCUCCCACCCAACCACCCGCGGGCACACAAAACACUAACACACAACAACGUGUACACACUCAGCCUGCACCCGCUGCAGAUGCAAACACCAGGGCCUCUCAGUCCACCACUCAGCCAGCAACAACAACCCCUGCAUGA
Sphaeroforma arctica JP610 is the source of this 318-nucleotide messenger RNA. RefSeq lists its product as hypothetical. The record is from RefSeq and is a predicted model, not a curated record. The coding region runs from base 1 to 318 and encodes 105 amino acids. Lineage: Eukaryota; Ichthyosporea; Ichthyophonida. The transcript has a single exon.